AUGUCGGACUAUGAAGAUGAUAUAGAUGUUGACGUCCCUGUAGCGCAGGACAAGUCAAUCCAAUUCAGCUCCGACAAUCUCGCAGGCAAGCAAAAGCGCAUAGUUGCAGACUUGCCAAUAGAGGCCGAGGACAACCUACCAUGGGUUGAGAAAUAUCGCCCCAACACUCUCGAUGAUGUGUCUGGUCACCAAGAUAUCCUUGCCACCAUCAACCGAUUCAUUGAACACAACCGGUUACCCCAUCUCCUCCUCUACGGUCCGCCUGGUACUGGCAAGACAUCUACGAUCCUGGCGUUAGCACGACAGAUCUAUGGCGCGAAGAAUAUGCGACAAAUGGUGCUGGAAUUGAAUGCGUCAGACGAUCGCGGGAUCGAUGUUGUGAGAGAGCAGAUAAAGACAUUUGCUUCCACGAAACAAAUCUUCAGCACUUCCACGCAACAGUCCUCGACUGCAGCCAAAUUCGGCCUUGGGGCUUUCAAGUUGAUAAUUCUGGACGAAGCCGACGCAAUGACCUCGACGGCACAAAUGGCUCUAAGGAGAAUCAUGGAAAAAUACACCGCCAACACCAGAUUCUGUAUUAUUGCAAACUACACACAUAAAUUGUCUCCAGCUCUACUAUCGCGGUGUACGAGAUUCCGUUUUUCACCUCUCAAGGAAGCCGAUAUUCGCCGCCUAGUCGACCUCGUCAUUUCGCAAGAACAUGUCAACAUUGCUCCCGAAGCCGUUGACUCACUCGUCAAAUUGUCCAAAGGCGAUAUGCGAAGAGCACUGAACGUUCUACAGGCCUGCCAUGCAGGUUCGAGACCUCUCCCGAUGCGAGGCGAGCCACCAGUCAAAGAUUCUGUCAUCCAAUACAAGCUUAUCACCAAUGAGACGAUAUACAACUGUAUCGCCGCUCCUCAUCCGGACGAUAUCCGUUUGAUCAUGACCACAAUGCUGAGUACACCAGAUAUCACGAGUUGUCUGAACACAAUAAAUGCGCUGAAAAGCAGUCGUGGCUUGGCUCUUGCCGAUAUUCUCACUGCUUUGGCAGAGGAGCUGCAGAGCCUCGAAGUCAGUGUCGCUACUCGCGUAACAUGGCUGCAGGGUCUGGCUGAAAUAGAGUACAGACUUGCUGGAGGCGGCAGUGAGGGUGUGCAAACUGGAGGCAUGGUUGGUGUCAUAAGGACUGGCUGCGAGCUGAUGGGGGAGAAGGGUGUCGGCCAGAAAAUGAUUCUGGGCUGA
Molecule: messenger RNA, 1224 nt
Organism: Exophiala spinifera
Lineage: Eukaryota; Fungi; Ascomycota; Eurotiomycetes; Chaetothyriales; Herpotrichiellaceae
Exons: 2
Coding region: 1-1224 (407 amino acids)
Biological process (GO): DNA repair; DNA-templated DNA replication
Cellular component (GO): Elg1 RFC-like complex; DNA replication factor C complex; Ctf18 RFC-like complex
Molecular function (GO): DNA clamp loader activity; DNA binding; ATP hydrolysis activity
Source: RefSeq, a predicted model, not a curated record